AUGGAUCCUCGACAACGACCUGGCUUUACACGCACCGAUACUGAUGGCAUUCCACUUGAAUCGGUCGGGGCUUCGUCGUCCAGUGGCAAUACCAAGAAGGAUGUCAAGAGUCCCGUGGACUCAAAGGCUGAUGGCGCUAUUGACGUGAAGUCAGUGGACAUCCUGGAAGAGCAUUUGCCUGCAUAUGACCCCGACAACGAUGGUGUCGCUCAUAUUAAGGAACCUCCGACUACAGCAGAGGACCUAGUCACUCAAGUCAUUCAUGUUCAGGAUGAUCCGAGUCUCAAUCCGUGGACAUUCCGUGUCGCCUUCCUGGGAUGUGGACUGUCAAUUUUCGGCGCCGUAUUGCAAGAGAUCUUCUUCUUCAAACCACAGACCAUUUUCGUGUCUGUGGUCUUCUUGACGGUCAUCGCAUACAUUCUCGGCGAAGCUAUGGCUAGCCUCAUUCCGCGGAAAGGGGUUUUUCGCUACCUCAACCCCCACCCUUUCAAUCAGAAGGAGCAUGCAGCAAUAACCAUCAUGGCAUCUGCCGCCUCUCAAGCAGCCCAAUCCACACAAGCAUUGGCUGCGCAAGCUUUGUUCUAUGGUGGGUUCCCAAACAAGGCUGCCGGCAUCUUUGUCACGAUGUCCUCGCAGCUGAUCGGAUUCGGCUUCGCUGGCCUCCUUCGUGAUGUACUUGUGUUUCCCACCAGGAUGCUGUGGCCUAUCAACCUGCCAGUCGCGACCCUUCUCGAAACUCUACACCGUGAUAAAAGGGAGACACAGAGAAAGCUAAGGCUGUUCUAUAUCGCCUUUUGCCUUAUCUUCAUCUGGGAAAUACUACCCGAGUACAUCUUCCCUGUGCUCACUGGUGUUUCGGUUUUCUGCCUUGCCAAACAAGACAGUCUGGUGUUUACGAAUCUUUUCGGAGGCGCGUCCGGGGAUGAAGGACUAGGUUUUCUGUCACUCUGCCUCGAUUGGAACUAUAUCAUCGCCGUAUUCUCUCCGAUGUGGUUUCCACUCAAUUCACUGGUCAAUUGUAUGAUCGGAAUCGUCGGCUGCUAUGUUGUAUUCAUGGGUAUCUACUAUGGCAACGUCUGGGGAUCGUUCAAUCUUCCGUUCCUGUCGCAGGAGCUCUUCAGCGGGACAUCCAACUCGACAAAUUAUGUCGUUUACAACCAGUCUGCGAUUCUCAACUCGGAUUUCACCAUUGAUCCUGCGAAACUUGCCCAGGAGGGACUGCCUCAGCUAACCGGUACGUACAUUGUUUAUCUCAUCACCUCAAAUAUGGGCAUGACUGCGGCAUUCACACAUAUGUUCAUCUGGAAUCGCAACGACCUCAAGGCUGGCUGGGAAUGGGCUUCUCCGUCCAAUUUGCGGAGGCUGUUCAGUGCCCGUACAUGGAAAUUCUGGCAAAACCAGGAGUCGCCCGAAGAGCGUCUGGAGCGCAAGUACAACGAUCCCACUUUGGAUCCCCACUACAAGCUGAUGAUGCAGAACAAAUAUUUAGAAUCUCCAAAUUGGUGGUGGGCUUGUGUCGCCCUGGUUAGUUGGGUCAUCGGACUUGGUUGUCUCUAUGGCAUGCACUCGACGUUGCCUGGAUGGGGUUUCCUCCUCGCCGUCAUCUUCACCUUCCUUCUUCUCCUAUUCCUGGGUGCGCAGAUGGGCCUCACGGGCUUCCAGUUCAAUGUGCAGCCGAUUUGCCAGAUGAUUGCAGGCUAUCUCUUCCCUCACCGCCCGCUUGCAAAUUUGUACUUUACCUGCUACACCUUCAACACGCUGCAACAAGGGCAACUCCUCGCCAAGGACAUGAAGCUUGCACAGUAUUCUCAUCUACCGCCACGGAUCACAUUCGUCGUCCAGAUUGUGGGUUGUCUCCUCGGAGCGCUCUUCAACUGGGUCAUGAUGAACGACAUUGUCGAAAACCAGAGACCGAUCCUGCUCGCCAUCCAGGGCUCAAACAUCUGGUCGGGUCAAAACAUCCAGAUCUUCAACACGCUGGCCAUUUCGUGGAGCAUUGCCGACAAGAUGUACAGCAUCGGGGCCAAAUACCAGUGGGUGACCAUUGCCUUCUUGCUGGGGUUCCUCGUCCCGCUGCCCUUCUGGCUUGCCCACCGCUAUUUCCGGCCAUGGAAGGUCUUCUCGUACCUCAACACUUCGAUCAUCCUGUGGUACGUCGGCAACCUGUUCACGGGCAUCAACUCGUCAUUCACGUCGUUUUACAUUGUCGGCUUCAUCUCGCAGUUCUACCUACGCAAAUACAAGCCCCAGUUCUUCGUCAAGUAUAACUACCUUCUGAGUGCGGCUCUCGAUGGCGGAACGCAAGUGAUGGUGUUUAUCUUCACCUUUGCCGUCUUCGGCGGUAGUGGCAAGGCGCAUCCUUUCCCUACGUGGGCUGGCAACCCCGACACCAGCGUGCACAAUGUCGACUACUGCAUGGUGAACCCUGCGAACGGCGGCUAG
This is a messenger RNA of Fonsecaea multimorphosa CBS 102226, 2442 nucleotides long. RefSeq lists its product as uncharacterized. The record is from RefSeq and is a predicted model, not a curated record. NCBI's taxonomy places the organism in Eukaryota, Fungi, Ascomycota, Eurotiomycetes, Chaetothyriales, Herpotrichiellaceae. The transcript has 3 exons. The coding region runs from base 1 to 2442 and encodes 813 amino acids. Gene Ontology annotation, biological process: transmembrane transport. Gene Ontology annotation, molecular function: oligopeptide transmembrane transporter activity.